Molecule: messenger RNA, 784 nt
Organism: Gracilinanus agilis (Agile Gracile Mouse Opossum)
Lineage: Eukaryota; Metazoa; Chordata; Mammalia; Didelphimorphia; Didelphidae
Gene: MRPL51
Product: mitochondrial ribosomal protein L51
Exons: 3
Coding region: 265-651 (128 amino acids)
Biological process (GO): translation
Cellular component (GO): mitochondrial large ribosomal subunit
Molecular function (GO): structural constituent of ribosome
Source: RefSeq, a predicted model, not a curated record
GGGCCAAGGCUGGAAAGGCCGUUUCUGGGGGCGGAUUGUAGCUCCAAGAGGCGGAGCCGGUGCUUUGGGAGGAGAAGGAAGAGGAUGCCAAGCAGAACCCUGGGCGCAGAGGAGCUUGGGAGCGACAGAAAAUGGCUUCCUUCCUUCCUCCCAGUGUAAGGUGAACGGAGGUAGCCAGCUUUGCCCUCUCGCAGAGGCGUCUGGGACAACGCCCUCACUUUCCCGGAAUUCUCCUAGACAGUCCCUUGUUACCCGGACUCCCUAAUGGCGUGGUUCCUGAUCCGGUGGGCAGGUGGGGGACUGUGGGGCUGUGCAGCCCGAGCCAGCAGGAGCAUCUCCUUGGGUGUCCCCGAGGCGGCCCCUGUGAGGACAACUCUCCCUCCCCUUAAAGAGGUGGAUCGAUGGAACGAGAAGAGGAGCAUGUUUGGGGUGUAUGACAACAUCGGGAUCCUGGGAAACUUUGAAAGGCAUCCCAAGGAUCUUAUCGUGGGGCCCAAAUGGCUCAGGGGCUGGAAAGGAAAUGAAUUGCAGCGUUGUAUCCGCAAGAAGAAAAUGGUGGGAGAUAGAAUGUUUCUUGAAGACUUACAUAACCUGAACAAACGGAUCAGAUAUCUCUACAAACAGUUCAAUAGAAAGGGGAAGCACCGUUAGAGGAAAAGGCUAGACAGGCUAGAAAGCCCCAUCCCCUACGUAUGGCCUUUCAGGAGACCUGCUGGUAGGGAAACUUCUCAUUGUGGAGAAAGGCCUUUGUAAUGUGUUUAUAAUAAAAUUGGUUGACAAAGCA